AUGUGGGACCUCACUAGGGGCACCUGUGCUGCUGUUAGUAAAUUCACGGAGGCUAUUCGAGACGUGAAGUGGGUCACUCUGGGAGAGGGCAAGGAAGGAUACGCUAUCAUGAUGAACAGAAAGAUUCAAGUCUUGUCCGUUUCCGACCACCCAGGUGGGGAGGGCUCCUCCCUUCCUGCGCCAUACGAAAGCGACGCUUUGCUCUCGAGCAUGUGUUUCGUCGACGGUCGCCUCAUCGUGGGAAAGGCCAACGGGUGUCUGGUCGUCCUCAGAGUCGCCUCCAAUGGGGACCUAGUAGAGGAAAGUACGGUUGAUCCUGCUGAUGGAGACGAUGAUGACGAGGAGGAGGAGUCCAGCUUUGCACACGGUAGUCGUGUAAAAGGGGUGAUGGUUGCCGUGGAUGAGGAGGAUCUCACUCUGGUCGUCACAGUGUGCUCCGAUGGUCGGUUUAUAUUAUGGCAGCUGGCUGCUGGUGAGCUCGCUGGUGUUGCUAGUGUUGAUAGCGGCUGUCGUAUCACCUCGGCCUGUACGGAGAUGCUCACGGCCGACUCUGUUGCCGAUAAGGUUGAUGGGGGGAAGGCUGGCGGGCAUCACCGACGCAAACGUCGGGGUAAGGUCGAUAGUAACGAGGAAGAGUCGCCGGCCCUGGAGGAGCCGAAGAAAGAGAAGAAGAAAUCUACGAAGCGC
Messenger RNA from Perkinsus marinus ATCC 50983, 687 nucleotides. RefSeq lists its product as hypothetical. The transcript has a single exon. Lineage: Eukaryota; Perkinsozoa; Perkinsida; Perkinsidae. The record is from RefSeq and is a predicted model, not a curated record. Gene Ontology annotation, molecular function: protein binding. The annotation marks the transcript as partial.